AUGGAAGCAGACAAGGUCACAGAAGAGCCUCAUAGCACCAUGGAUACAGAGGAGCACGCCUCUUCAAAGGACCGCUCUGCCGAAGAUUCCCAGGCCCCUGUAGAGACCCACACCUCCAAAACCUCUUUGAAAACUUCCAUCUCUGAGACCCCUUUAGAAGUCCACACUUCUGAAUCGCCUAUGGUUCCAUCCACUUCCCAGGCCCCUUUAGAGACCUAUACCUCUGAAACCCUUUUGGAGCCCUCUAUCUCUGAGACCCCUGUAGGAUACUCUGAGAACCCUUUGGAAACCCCUAUGCCUGAGACCCUGUUGGAGACUCUCAUCUUUAAGGACCCAGAGAAACAUGUUUUUUCUCAUACCUCAUCACAAGACCAUGUUCCUGUAUCUUCCCCUGAUACUCUGGAGGAAGACCUCUUUAAGUAUUCUCCCAAUGAGGUCUUGUGGAGAAGGAAGUCCAGCCAGAUCUCUGAGUAUGAGAGCCUUCAAAAGCACUCCCUUUCAAGCCCUUCAGCCCCGGUCCACCUGGACACAUCUGCAAAGGAAGAGGAAGAGGAAGGAGAGGACAAGAAGCAGGUGGAGGCCACUGACAGCAGUGCACACACAGCUCAGCCAGGACAACAGCCGGGCAACACAGCCCACCCAGUGGUCCCUGCCAAGCAAACAGAGCUGGUGGAAGUGGCUAAGGCAAGGCCCAGAGAGAAGUUCGGUGCUCAGAUGAACUAUCUUUUCCAAUGGGAGAAGAAUGCAGCCCUGAGUGCCAUCCAGACAGGUCUCUACAUUGGCUGGCGCUGCCCCCAUUAUCUAUGGGACUGUUUCCGGAUUGGAGAUGAGUCCAAAUGCUUUUGUGGACACUUGCUGAAAGAGCACCAGAUCAUCUCAGACAUAUCCGUGCCCUGCAAUGUGGGCCAAUGUCGCUGCCUCAUGUUCUGCUUUAUCCCAUCACGCCCAGAGGAGGUGGGUGAGUUCUGGCUCAAAAGACGAGCUACCUUUGACCCCAAGGCCUGGAGGGCCCAAUGUCGCUGCAAACACAGCCAUGAAGAGCACACAGCUACUGGGUCCCAUCCCUGCAGGGUGAAAGGCUGUUGCUGCAAUUGCUUUGAGUCUAAUUUCCUCUGUGCGGCCUGUGACCGUCGCUGGGAGGAACACGAGACUUUCUUUGAGACUGAGGAGACCCGGCGACGAGGAGGGAGGCCUCAUGGCACAGACACUAUCAACACCUGGCGCAGGCCUCGUUGAACCUGGCUCAAAUCAUCAAUAAAAG
This is a messenger RNA of Neogale vison (American mink), 1261 nucleotides long. It is a transcript of the gene FAM221B, whose product is annotated as family with sequence similarity 221 member B. The transcript is spliced from 7 exons. The coding region runs from base 1 to 1236 and encodes 411 amino acids. The record is from RefSeq and is a predicted model, not a curated record. Lineage: Eukaryota; Metazoa; Chordata; Mammalia; Carnivora; Mustelidae.